Molecule: messenger RNA, 1251 nt
Organism: Sycon ciliatum
Lineage: Eukaryota; Metazoa; Porifera; Calcarea; Leucosolenida; Sycettidae
Product: ice-structuring glycoprotein-like
Exons: 2
Coding region: 1-1251 (416 amino acids)
Source: RefSeq, a predicted model, not a curated record
AUGGUACUCGCCGAUAAAGGAUUCCUGAUCCAUGACUUGAUGCCGGCUGGUGUUUCUCUAAAUCUUCCUCCUUUUCUCACUACUCCUCAGUUUACCGCUGCUCAAGCAAAUGUAACUGCCCGCAUCGCAAGAGCUCGGAUCCAUGUGGAGCGAGCCAUACAACGCAUAAAGAUCUUCGCCAUUCUCGACUACAUACCCUACCAGUACCGUUCUUUCUCCAGCGAAAUCUUCCAAGUCUGUGCAAUGCUAACUAAUCUUUGUAAUCCUCUCCUGAAGGAGAUUGAAGCUGGUGACCUCAGCGCUGAUCCUGCAUCAGAAACUUCUGAGCACACCGACAUCUCUACUCUCACACCACUGCAAACCCCUGCUGCUACGCCAUCACAGAAACUGCCCAUCACACCCGACAUGGUGAAUCAGUUAUUCGCAGUCCUGUCAGCUGCAGACCCAUUAGCCAAAGCACCAGCACCGUCAGUAUCAGCCGCAGCACCGUCAGCCAAAGUACAGUCAGCAUUAGCCACAGUACAGUCAGCAUCAGCCGCAGCACCGUCAGCCACAGUACCGUCAGCAUCUGCCGCAGCAGCAGUACCGUCAACAUCUGCCGCAGCAGCAGCACCGUCAGCAUCAGCCAUCACACCCGACAUGGUGAAUCAGUUAUUCGCAGUCCUGUCAGCUGCAGACCCGUUAGCCACAGCAGCAGCACCGUCAGCAUCUGCCGCAGCAGCAGUACCGUCAGCAUCAGCCGCAACAGCAGCACCCCCAGCAUCUGCAGCAGCACCGUCAGCCGCAUCAGCAGCACCGUCAGCAUCUGCUGCAGCACCGUCAGCCGCAGCAGCAGCAUCGUCAGCCGCAGCAGCAGCACCGUCAGCCGCAGCAGCAGCACCCGCAGCACCGUCAGCCGCAGCAGCAGCACUCGCAGCAUCUGCUGCAGCCGCAGCUUCACGGGUCUCCCUGGACACAUUGCAUUAUUUGCCACAUGACAUGUGCCAGUCUGGAAUGGAUGGGCGGCAAUGGAGCAAUGCCUGCACCAUCAUUGCAUGUCUACAGGCCUGGAAGUACCUGACUGUGCCCUACCCCAUACAGCCAUUGUCAUCUGCCGAAGUCACGAAGAGAUUUGUAAACAGCAUGAGAGAGGGCAAUCGACUGUAUGAUGAUGCCAAGUUGGGGAACAAUCUCCUUGCCAUUUAUGAUGCGCUUGAUGUCAUACCAGGAAGUGACUGUCUGGUGUAUCUGCAGCACAUCCUGGGGACAUGA